AUGUCACAAGGAAGAAGGCCCACCACUAGGGCGCAGACUAGAGCAGAGCCUACCCAAAUGGCAACACCCCCAGUGUCAUCUAGACAAGAAAGAACAACAGCACCACCCCCCUUUCCCCAACCCAACGUCACCAGACUCCACACCAGAGAACAAACAGACACAUUCUACAAAGCCAGAACAUGUUGGCUACAGUAUUAUGCAAGAAGUCACCCACAGCUAAUACCCAGAACCCAGCACGAUCCCCCAGUAACUGAAGCAGACGUCUACAACAAAAAUGAUUUUGAAGAAUUCAUUGCAGAAGGCCAACCGAUACCACCACCCACAUCACAGAUACUUCCCACAGCACCUAAUACAUCUCCUAUCCCACCAACAAGCACCAUGUCCAACACUGCUACACCCAAACCUACCAAAUUCAGACAAAUAGAUGAUUUCAAUAGAAUGCCUGACCGGGCCAACAGAUGGAUGUUGUCAGCCAAGGCAUACUUUUACAUAAAUGAUGCCAUCUAUGACUCAGACAAGAAGAAGGUCUUCACAGCACUCUCCCGCGCAAGACUUACAGUUUGUUUUGGGAGAGUCUACUUUAACUGUAGUGAUUUCAUCAGACAUUUCAAAGAAAAGAAGGGACAAAAGAACAUACCUUCAUUUAACAAGCUAUUGGACGCUGCAGGCAUUCUUGGCUGGCGCUACGCUUUCACCCAGGCGUAUAGAAGGGCACAAGACCUAGAAGCUAUGGGUUCAGACAAUGUCAGAGCAGGCAAAGACAGUCUGUCAAAGAAAUUAUGCAUACCUGUUGAAUGUUUGUGGUCUGAACACAAUAGAGCCAACAACCAGAUGGUAGCAGGAGAAAGGAGAGAGGGAGAACAAGAUAGGGAAGGUAAAGAGGAUGAGGGAGCUGGUGAUGAAGCUAGCGUUCUAUCAGGCUUGACGACAAUUAGUGAGAUGGGAAAAGCCGGCUCACAGAGAGAUGUAUCGCUGUUGAUGAUGAGAACUGUAGUUAGAAAAACCACACAAAAACAAACUAACAUACAAUCCUCCCAGAUUCCAUGGAACUUGUUUAUGGGCUUUGCCUCCUAG
Messenger RNA from Serpula lacrymans var. lacrymans S7.9, 1074 nucleotides. RefSeq lists its product as uncharacterized. NCBI's taxonomy places the organism in Eukaryota, Fungi, Basidiomycota, Agaricomycetes, Boletales, Serpulaceae. The transcript has a single exon. Bases 1 to 1074 code for a protein of 357 amino acids. The record is from RefSeq and is a predicted model, not a curated record.